GUACAGUAUCAUUUGUAAUAAUAUUUAUUAAACAUAUCCAUUCCUCUCUCAUCUUUUUCUAUUCUUUUCUUCUCUCUUCUUUGUCUCGACAAACUUACUCAUCAGAUUUUAUUUAACGUGGGGCUAAAAAGCAACUCAGGACGCAAGCAUAUUAUCAUACACUUGGAUUAACAUUUCAUGUAUUCUGGACGUCAGGCAUCAUCAUCGGCAAGGCAGUUGGGACUAUCUUUCCCUGGCCAGUUUGCACAUUCACAACAGCCACGACAAUAUCAAUCACAACAACAUCUGCCCUUACAACAACAACAACAUUAUCAUUAUCAUCAGCAACAAUUCCAACAACAACAACAACAUCAACAGCAGGAUGAGGAAUCAAUGCCGCCUGCCCGCGAGUUCACAAUAGUGGCGCUGGGUAAAAGUGGAGAAGGAAAAAGCACAUUGUUGAAUUCAAUUCUUGGCAGACAGAUGUUCAUGGCAAAAGCUUCUGUCAGUGAAGUAACACAGCAUGUAGAUAAAGCUACGAACCAUUUUCUAAACAUCCCUACAAAUCCAGUAAUGCAUUGCAUCGACACUCCUUCGUUCAAUGGCAAACUCCAUGAUCCUCAUCGAGUUAAGGAACUUGGAGUCCUCUUGACCAAGGUUGCAGCAGGAGUCGAUGCAUUCUUAUUUGUAGUCAAAUGCACACGAUACAGAUAUGAUAAUACAUUCCAUCAGACACUUCAAACAUACCAAAGCUUAUUGACGCCUGCGUUCUGGUCAAAGCUCAUAAUUGUCUUCACACAUGCAACGCCAGAACUCUUGCCAGUGGCUCAAUCGCGUGUGCCUCUCAUGGCUUGGGCUCGGGAGAUCCAGGAUAACUUCAAAUUGGCUACGCCACCCAUGGUGGUCUUUGCAAUGGAUUACAUUCGAUUUCCAUAUCCUUUAGGAGGUGCACAAGACUUUUGGGAACGAUUGAUGGAGUUGGAUGCAAAUACAGAACCAUACUGCCACAAACCGUUCUUGGAAAGCUUUGGAAACGGGAUCGCAGUCGAGGGGUACGUGGCGAGGAUCAAAGGUCAUUUGGCAUUGUUUGAGCCAAGCUUCUUUGAGGACCAGGCAGAAGGCCAAUACAGGGAACAAGAACUCAAGAAACGGAAAGAGAGUCGGUUCAACUUGUUUCGGAAGAGUACACGUGCAACCAGAUGAUUCCCC
Molecule: messenger RNA, 1188 nt
Organism: Lobosporangium transversale
Lineage: Eukaryota; Fungi; Mortierellomycota; Mortierellomycetes; Mortierellales; Mortierellaceae
Product: AIG1 family-domain-containing protein
Exons: 4
Coding region: 178-1182 (334 amino acids)
Molecular function (GO): GTP binding
Source: RefSeq, a predicted model, not a curated record